Molecule: messenger RNA, 5105 nt
Organism: Salvia hispanica
Lineage: Eukaryota; Viridiplantae; Streptophyta; Magnoliopsida; Lamiales; Lamiaceae
Product: ABC transporter B family member 11-like
Biological process (GO): oligopeptide export from mitochondrion
Cellular component (GO): mitochondrial inner membrane
Molecular function (GO): ATP binding; ATP hydrolysis activity; ABC-type oligopeptide transporter activity
Source: RefSeq, a predicted model, not a curated record
UAUAAUGGUGAUUGGCAGUUGAAAAGGAUGGCAAAUAUGGAGAGUGCUCCGUCUUCAUCGAUAUUCUCAGUUGCCGAUUCUACAGACAAAGUUCUGAUGUUGGUAGGCACAGUUGGUGCCAUUGGCCAUGGACUGUCAGUGCCUCUCAUGGCUCUGAUUUUUGGAAGCUUAGUGAAUGCUUUCGAGCAAUCUCAUACGAAGAACACCGUGCCAAUGGUGUCUGAGGUUUCACUUGAAUUUGUGUACUUGGCUCUCGGGUGUGGACUUGCUUCUUUUCUUCAAGUGUCGUGUUGGACGAUCACUGGGGAGAGGCAGUCUUCUCGAAUUAGGAGGCUAUAUUUGCAGGCUGUACUGCGACAAGAUAUUGCUUACUUUGAUGAGAAAGUAAGCACCGGAGAAAUAAUUGAAAAGAUGUCUAGUGAUACAAAUCUUAUUCACGAUGCCAUUGGAGAGAAGGCGGGGAAGUUUGUCCAAGUUGUAACGACGUUACUUGGAGGCUUUGUGGUUGCCUUUGCAAAAGGGUGGCUUCUUGCACUAGUCAUGUUUUCAGCACUUCCUUUGACAGUCGUGUCCUCUGUCGUCGUCUACUCUCUCAGUUUCAAGAUGAAUUCUCAGGCUCAGAAAGCGCGCAAUGAUGCUGCCAACGUAGUGCAUCAAACAAUCGGCUGUAUCAGAACUGUUGCAUCAUUCAAUGGUGAGAAACAAGCUGUGGCUAGCUACAAGAAGUUUCUUGCUAGCUCCUACAAAUUCGACAUGUUUGCAGUUUUGAGUGGCGGAUCAGAAUUCGGAUUCCACAUGUUUACCAUGUUCUGCACUUAUGCUAUGGCUGUUUGGUUUGGUGCCAAAAUGAUCAUACAUAAUGGUUAUACUGGAGGGGAAGUGUAUACAGUGCUCCUCACAAUGAUAAUGGGAUCUUCUUCUCUGGGCCAUGUGUUGCGUCCACUAGCUGCAUUUGCAGCAGGCAAAGCAGCAGCUUUAAGUAUGUUUGAGACGAUAAAUAGGACACCGAGCAUUGAUGCGUAUGACACAAGAGGAAAAAUAUUGAACGACAUUCGUGGAGACAUAGAGUUGAAGUUUGUCACUUUCAGCUAUCCGACAAGACCAAAAGAGCUAAUAUUAGAUUCGUUUUCUCUGUUUAUUCCCAAUGGAACGACUGUAGCUUUGGUCGGGCAGAGUGGAAGCGGGAAGUCUACUAUUAUUAGUCUAAUAGAGCGGUUUUAUGAUCCAGUUUCGGGUGAGGUAUUGAUUGAUGGAACUGAUCUACGAGAAUUCAAGCUCAAGUGGAUUAGAUCAAAGAUAGGCCUAGUUAGCCAGGAGCCACUACUUUUCAAUGCCAGCAUCAAGGAAAAUAUUGCGUAUGGCAAAGACGAAGCGACUUCAGACCAGAUUAGAGCAGCAGCAGAGUUGGCAAACGCAAAAGAUUUCAUUGAUAAGCUUCCUCAGGGGAUGGAUACCGUGGUUGGGGAGCGUGGCGUGCAGCUUUCUGGUGGUCAGAAACAAAGAGUUGCAAUAGCUAGAGCAAUCAUAAAGGAUCCCAGAAUUCUACUUCUAGAUGAGGCAACGAGCGCGCUAGAUGCAGACUCUGAAAGAGUCGUACAAGAGGCGUUGGAAAAAGUCAUGAUGAAUCGAACGACUGUCAUUGUUGCACAUCGCUUGAGCACUAUUAGAAAUGCUAAUUUAAUUGUUGUUCUUCACCAAGGAAAACUGGCUGAGAAAGGUACACAUGCCGAACUACUCAAGGAUCCUCGCGGGAUGUAUUCUACUCUGAUACGCUCUCAAGACGUAAACAACAAAUUGGAGCAAAACAUUGAUGACAGAUACAUAACAGGUGCCACAAAAUAUGGCUUAGAGAGUUCGCGAUCAUUGGGAAUGGGAAGCAACAGCCCUGGUUCAUUGUCAAUUAGUUCCUCGAAAACUGCAUUUGAUGUUAAGUCCUCCUUCUCUACUGAUACAUCAGAAUACCAUCCGGAAGUCUCACUUUAUCGCCUUGCUCAUCUCAACAAGCCAGAGGCACUAGUGCUAAUAGCAGGAGCUGUAGUUGCUGUCAUAACUGGGGCAAUACUGCCCGUUUUUGGCUUACUAACCGCUAUCAUGAUCAAGACAUUUUUCGAGUUGCCUGAUAAAAUGAGGAAGGAUUCAGAAUUCUGGGCUUUGAUGUUUCUCAUUCUUGGAAUAGUAGCACUGGUUGCAUAUUCAUUAAGGUCAUACUUGUUUGGCGUGGCUGGGAAUAAGCUGAUUAAGCGAAUCAGAGAAAUGUGCUUCGAGAAGCUGGUUAGCAUGGAGAUAGAAUGGUUUGAUAUGGCUAAGAACUCCAGCGGCGUGAUCAGUGCAAGGCUCUCGACUGAUGCAGCUAUGAUCCGUGCUCUCGUUGGAGAUGCAUUGGCGCAGAUUGUGCAAGAAAUCGCCUCACUUCUAGUUGGGUUCGCUAUAGCUUUUGAAGCAUGUUGGCAGUUGGCACUUAUAGUUGGUGCAAUGAUGCCUCUCUUAGGACUUAACACCUAUGUACAGAUGAAGUCUGCAAAAGGAUUCAUCAAGGAAGCAAAGUUGAUGAAUGAGAAAGCGAGUCAAGUAGCGAAUGAUGCUGUUGGUAAUAUGAGAACGGUAGCUUCGUUUUGUGCUCAAGAAAAGAUCAUGGAGAUUUACAAGGAGAAAUGUGAAGGGCCAGCUUCAAGUGGGACAAAAUCAGGAUUAAUUGGUGGAAUUGGAUUUGGUUCAUCUAUGUGCUUUCUAUACUUGGUUUAUGCAGGCAGCUUCUAUGCAGGUGCUCGGCUCGUUGAGGAUGGGAAAACGACCACGGCUAAUGUAUUUUGUGUACGUUUACAUGGCUCUGUCUCAUUACAUUGCGCUCAUUUGCAUAAUGUAGUUCUUGCAAACACGCAGGUUUUCUUCGUUCUAUCAAUGGUGGCCACAGCAAUAUCCACUUGGAGUGCCAUGGCUCCGGAUUCAGGCAAAGCAAAGGCUGCAGCCGCCUCCAUAUUUGCCAUUCUUGAUGGCAAAUCCAAGCUUGAUCCUAGAGACGAGUCAGGGAUCACUCUCGAAAAUAUUGACGGAGAAAUUGAAUUCAGACAUGUUUACUUCAGCUAUCCAAGUAGGCCAGACAUUCAGAUUUUAAAUGAUCUUUCUUUGACGGUCAGCAGUCGCAAGAUAGUUGGUCUAGUUGGGGAGAGUGGAAGUGGUAAAUCAACUGUGAUCUCAUUGCUCCAAAGAUUUUAUGAAUAUGACUCUGGUCACAUCACACUUGAUGGGAUUGAGAUACAUAAGCUCCAGCUGAAAUGGCUAAGGCAGCAGAUGGGGCUGGUGAACCAAGAGCCGGUCUUGUUCAACGACACAAUCAGAGCAAACAUCGCUUAUGGCAAAGGAGAGUCCCCGACCGAGGCUGAGAUCAUAGCUGCAGCAAAAUCAGCCAAUGCACAUGAAUUUAUCAGUGGGCUGAACCGGGGAUACGACACGGUAGUAGGAGAGAGAGGGGUUCAGCUAUCGGGCGGGCAGAAGCAGCGCGUGGCAAUUGCAAGAGCGAUAAUCAAGAAGCCCAAGAUACUUCUACUAGAUGAGGCAACGAGCGCGUUGGAUGCAGAGUCCGAGAAGAUAGUUCAAGAGGCUCUGGAUAGAGUGAUGGUGAAUAGAAGCACAAUUGUAGUAGCACAUAGGCUAUCUACAAUCAGGGGAGCAGACUCCAUUGCGGUGUUCAAGAAUGGAUGCAUUGUGGAGAAAGGAAAUCACCAAAGCUUGAUCAAUAUCAAAGAUGGCUAUUACUCCUCUCUUGUAAAACUUCACCAUGCUGCAUUGCCUUAAAAAUCAUUUUCUUGGGUGUAAGAAAUUCUUUUCCUAUGUCUGUAGAUUGUUCACUUGCGCAUUAAUUUGUUCACCCUAUUUCUUGUGCCACAGUUUAGAUUUUUCGAAGAUGUCAAUAAGAAAAUUAACGGGCCCCGCUUUCCAAGUGACAUCCAACUUGCACGAAUUAUUAAUGGGCCCCACCGUAUUCAGAUUAUCCACUGACAAAUUUCAAUACAACUUUCCAAGUAAAAUAACUUGAUUGCAAUCUUUCCACUGAAACAAAGAAUAAAUCUGCAUACAAACAAAUUUAGAAAUUAAUCAGCACACACAGCAACGCACGGCGCAUAUAAUGAUUUCACAGUAAUUUCCGUUUCUAUUUUUUAAAUAAAAAACGAAAAGUAAAAGUUGAAUUUCCCAUCGUUUCGCCCUAAUUCUUCCGGUGAUUCCUUCACCGUAGCAUCGAUCUUCAUAUGCUAAGCAUGUGGCGAAAUUGAUCUGAUUGGUAUUUCCCUUUCCCUUUGCUUCAAACAUCAGAUUUUAACGAUUUUUGCGGCUUUGACCACCGGAUUCCCCCUCGCGAUCGCUUCCCGGCCGGCCGAUUUGUAAUCAUAGCUGCAGUCGUGCCGAUCGGAGUAUCGAUGAUCGGCGCAGAAAAGGUCUCCGCACCGGCAUCGGAAUCCGGUCAGACCUACCUUCUUCCGACAACCGGAGCACCGAUUAACUUCUCUCUUCAUCGGAAUCGCAGCUACGGAGGUCUCUCUCUUCAGAUCUCGGCUCGCCGCAGCAGAAGCGAGCCUCCUCUCCGGCAGAAACGAGCUAGAUCUGAAGGAUUUCUCCAACAAAACGUGAUUCAACGGCUUCGCCACGGCACCGACGGAGGUUGAUGCCGCUGCGGUUGCGUUGAAACACUUCUGACAGAGAUUAUUAGCGGCGGAGGAGUUUCCGGCCACGCCGCACUUGACGCACAGCGACAUGGUCUCAGGUACGACCUUGAACUCCGUCUCCUCCUUCUCCGUCCUCUGCGCCAUUUUUUACUGAAAAAAUUAAAAUCUGAAAAACAAAGAACCAAUGAAUCUGGACAGAAACGUUGGCGGAUUGAUCUCUAGAGAGAGAGAGACAGGGGCGUGUGGAGGGAGUUGCGGGCUGGCUUUGGGAAGGGAGGAGGUGGGAUUUGAAGGGGUCGAGAGGUCGGUAAUGGUGAGGAGUUAUGGACGAUAAUGCCCUCGUCAUUUUUUACUUGUUUUGUGCUGGAAAAUCUAAUUACUUAUCUUACUUUAUUACGAGUAUUUAUAUAAUCCCACUUGUUUCAAUACUUUAAGUUAUCCUUUUCA